Drosophila santomea is the source of this 655-nucleotide messenger RNA. It is a transcript of the gene Tim8, whose product is annotated as mitochondrial import inner membrane translocase subunit Tim8. The record is from RefSeq and is a predicted model, not a curated record. Bases 107 to 373 code for a protein of 88 amino acids. The transcript is spliced from 2 exons. NCBI's taxonomy places the organism in Eukaryota, Metazoa, Arthropoda, Insecta, Diptera, Drosophilidae.
CUCCACUAUUCACAGCUGUCACUGCCGUUUAUAUAACCUCAAACCUUAAAAUAUAUGAAAUUCCGGACCCCGGUUAAUUUGUAGAUUGUUCACUGAAAAUCACACGAUGUCCGAAUUUGAGAACCUUUCCGGCAACGACAAGGAGCUGCAGGAGUUCCUCAUGAUCGAGAAACAGAAGGCACAGGUCAACGCGCAGAUACACGAGUUCAACGAGAUCUGCUGGGAGAAGUGCAUCGGGAAGCCGAGCACCAAGCUGGACCACGCCACCGAGACGUGCCUGAGCAACUGCGUCGACCGCUUCAUCGACACCUCGCUGCUUAUCACCCAGCGAUUUGCUCAGAUGCUUCAAAAACGCGGCGGCGGCGACCUGUAGAGGUGUCCGGGAUCUGGGCAUCCGAAUCCGGGGGGCUUCCGCCACUACUGUCCUACUGUUAAAGCUAUUUUUAAACAAAAAAUUAUCAUGUAAGCUCUUUUUUUUCCGCGCUGCGUUUCGCCGCUGCCAUCUGAAGUAUGUGACCCAUAAUCAGCACCCCGCCCGAAAUCCGUAAUUCGAGUUCCGAAACAACCUUUAAUCCUGUACGACAACUCAAUCGUUUGGACGGCCUGACGCUAGCGUACCGAAAAUAAAUACAUCUUUCGUUUUGUAUGUUUAAAA